Messenger RNA from Erinaceus europaeus (western European hedgehog), 8737 nucleotides. It is a transcript of the gene AFF2, whose product is annotated as ALF transcription elongation factor 2. Gene Ontology annotation, biological process: regulation of RNA splicing. Gene Ontology annotation, molecular function: G-quadruplex RNA binding. Bases 350 to 4309 code for a protein of 1319 amino acids. The record is from RefSeq and is a predicted model, not a curated record. The transcript has 21 exons. Gene Ontology annotation, cellular component: nucleus; nuclear speck. Lineage: Eukaryota; Metazoa; Chordata; Mammalia; Eulipotyphla; Erinaceidae.
GCCGCCGCCGGUGCCUCCGGUGCCGCCCGUGCCCGCGCCGCCUGGCUCCCGCGCCAACGCCCCGGCAGCCUGCAGCCGCCAGCCGGGCGGCCCCGCCGGCCCCAGCCCGCAGCGUCGGGGCGCCGGGCGUGCGGGAGCCGCUCAGCCUGCGGAGCCCCCAGGCACCCGCCGCCGCCGCUGCCGCCCCAGCCCCGCGCCCGGCCCCGCCACCGCCCAUGCGGCGCGGGCACUUUUAGCCGCGCGGGAGGCCCGGGGAGUCGGCCCAGGAGCCCCGCCAGCAGCCGCACGGAGCGCCAGCAACGCAACCCCGCAGCCCAGUAGGACGCCUGGCCCACCGCCGCCCGCCGCUAUGGAUCUAUUCGACUUUUUCCGGGACUGGGACUUGGAGCAGCAGUGUCACUAUGAACAAGACCGUACUGCACUUAAGAAAAGGGAAUGGGAGCGCAGAAAUCAAGAAGUCCAACAAGAAGAGGACCUCUUCUCUUCAGGUUUCGAUCUUUUUGGGGAGCCCUACAAGGUAUCUGAAUAUACAAACAAAGGUGAUGCACUUGCCAACCGAGUCCAGAACACCCUGGGAAACUAUGAUGAAAUGAAGGACUUACUAACUAACCAUUCUAAUCAGAAUCAUCUAGUGGGAAUCCCAAAGAAUUCAGUGUCUCAAACACCCAUCAACAAAACCGAACCGAGCUUUUUUCCAGAACAAAAGAACCGGAUGAUCCCAACUCAACAGGACAAUACUCAACCGUCUGCACCAAUGCCUCCACCAUCAGUUGUGAUAUUAAAUUCAACUCUCAUACACAGUAACAGGAAGACCAAACCUGAAUGGCCUCGAGAUAGUCAUAAUGCUAGCAUUGUACCAGUCAGCCAGGCCUGUGGUCAGCCCAACAGGAUGCACACUUCUACCCAAGACCUGACCCCAGCCCGACUGGAAGAUUUCUUUGUCUACCCAGCUGAACAACCUCAAGUGGGAACAGUGGAAGAACCAAACCUAUCUGCAAAGGAAGAUAGUUAUCUCAAGUCCAGUGGAGGGGAUACUUUCAAAGAAAUAUUUCAAUCCAUUUCACCAGAAGAAUCUGAAUUUACAGUGCAAGCACCUGGGUCUCCCCUAGUUGCCUCCUCUCUACUAGCUCCUAGCAAUGGUCUUGCAGUUCAGAACUUCCCGCCAGGGCUUUACUGCAAAACAAACAUGGGACAACAAAAACCAACUGCAUAUGUCAGACCUAUGGAUGGCCAGGAUCAGGCACCAGACAUUUCUCCAACACUGAAACCCUCCAUUGAAUUUGAGAAUAGCUUUGGGAAUCUUUCCUUUGGAUCACUCUUGGAUGGGAAGCCCAGUGCAGUCAAUGUGAAGACUAAACUGCCCAAGUUCACUAUUCUCCAAACAAGUGAAGUGAGCCUGACUAGUGAUCCAAGCUGUGUUGAAGAAAUCUUGCGGGAGAUGACUCCUUCCUGGCCUGCUCCUCUCACUGCCAUGCAUGCUUCUGGAAACUCUGAGCAGAACACAUUCGCCAUCCCAGCACAGGAAUCUCAACAUCUGACCCCAGGAUUCACCUUACAAAAGUGGAGCGACCCAACCAGCAGAGCUUCUACAAAGUCAGUAUCACUAGAGUCGAUGCUCGAAGACGAUCUGAAACUGAGCAGUGACGAAGAUGACCUUGAACCUGUGAAGACCUUGACCACUCAGUGCACUGCCACUGAGCUCUACCAGGCUGUUGAAAAGGCAAAACCUAAGAACAAUCCUGUGACCCCACUCCUGACUGCACCUCUACUCCAACCAGCUCUGCAAGCCAGCAGUGGGUCCGGCAGCUCCAGUGAGUCUGAGAGCAGCUCGGAAUCUGACUCAGACACUGAAAGCAGCACUACUGACAGUGAUGCCAAUGAGGCCCCUCCUCGUGUGGCCACUCCAGAGCCAGAGCCACCAUCAACCAACAAGUGGCAGUUGGAUAAAUGGCUUAACAAAGUGACAUCCCAGAAUAAGUCAUUCAUCUGUGGCCAAAAUGAAACUCCCAGUGAGACAAUUUCAGUUGCCCCUCCAAUCAUUCAGCCGAUGGAAGUCCAGAUCAAAGUACAGCCAAACCCCAACCAGGCCCUGCCUGAACCCAAAGAAAGGCCUCUUCUCAACCUUAUCAGGGAGAAAGCUCGCCCACGGCCUCCUCCAAAAAUGCCUGAAAUGAAGGCUUUGAAGCAUAAGCUGUCCACUUCUGUUGAUGCCGUUUCUCAAAGGACAAUUGGUAAAAAGCAACCAAAAAAGGUUGAGAAGAACACCAGCAUUGAUGACUUUACCUGGCCCAAACCAAAUAUUACCAGCAACACUCCCAAAGAAAAAGAAAGUGGGGAGCUUCCUGACCCCCCAAGAGGUCGCAACAAAAUCACUGCUCACAAACCCAUGCCAAGGAAAGAGCCAAGGCCACAUUACCCCUUGGCUGCUGAGAAGAAGAAGUACAGAGGGCCUGGAAAGAUCAUACCCAAGUCCCGGGAGUUCAUUGAGACUGAUUCAUCUACAUCAGAUUCUAACACAGACCAAGAAGAGGCCUUGCAGAUCAAAGUCCUGCCACCAUGCACCACCCCUGGAGGCAACACAGCCAAGUCCAAGGAGACAGGCAAUGCUAGUCUGACUCUCAGCACUCUCCUUGGCAACAACAGCAGCAGCAACCAGCCCACCACUAAUGAGGAGUCCAGCUUUUCACCCAUCCCUGUCAUGCAGACUGAGCUGCUUUCCCCUCUGCGAGAACAGGAGAAUAUGAAAAACCUUUGGGUGAAGAUUGACCUUGACUUACUCUCAAGAGUACCUGGGAACAACUCUCUGCCAAUAGCUCCAGCCAAACCAGACCACAAGGAGAAGGAGACUGUCCCCAAACCCAAGCGUCAGGCUGCUGCUGCUGUUGCAGCUGCAGAAAAACCUGCCCCCAAGGGCAAGCGUAAGCACAAGCCAACAGAAGUUGUAGAGAAAAUCCCUGAGAAGAAGCAGCGCCUGGAGGAGGCUUCGACCAUCUGCCUGCUCCCCCCUUGCAUCUCACCUGCUCCACCUCACAAGCCACCCAAUGCUAAAGAAAACAAUUCAUCCAGGAGGGCAAAUAGAAGAAAAGAGGAGAAACUGUUCCCACCUCCACUUUCUCCACUGCCAGAGGAUCCUCCACGUCGCAGGAAUGUCAGUGGCAACAAUGGUUCCUUCAGUCAAGGCCAAGGUCAAGACAAAAACAUCCCUCUGAUUGGGCAAGUCACUUCCACCAAAACCAAGAGGAAUGAGGGCAAAUUCUGUGCUACUUUUAAGGGAAUAUCUGUAAAUGAGGAAGACACUCAGAAAAAGUCAGCUUCUGCCACCAUCACUACCAACAACACUGCUAUUGCCACUGUCACUGCUACUGCCAUUGUUACUGCCACUGUCACAGCCACUGCUACUACCACUGCUACUGCCACUACCACCACCACCACCACCACCAUUUCCACCAUUACUUCCACCAUCACUACUGGCCUCAUGGAUAGCAAUCACCUGGAGAUGACUUCCUGGGCAGCCCUGCCGCUGCUGUCCAGCAGCACAGCCAAUGUCCGAAGACCCAAGCUCACUUUCGAUGACUCGGUUCACAAUGCUGAUUAUUACAUGCAAGAGGCUAAGAAGCUGAAGCACAAGGCUGAUGCGCUGUUUGAGAAAUUUGGCAAAGCUGUGAAUUACGCCGAUGCAGCCCUGUCCUUCACCGAAUGUGGCAAUGCAAUGGAGCGUGACCCUCUGGAGGCGAAGUCUCCUUACACCAUGUAUUCUGAGACAGUGGAGCUCCUCAGGUAUGCGAUGAGGCUGAAGAACUUUGCAAGCCCCUUGGCUUCAGAUGGGGACAAAAAACUGGCAGUGUUAUGCUACCGAUGUUUGUCACUUCUCUACUUGCGGAUGUUUAAACUGAAGAAGGACCAUGCUAUGAAGUACUCCAGAUCACUGAUGGAAUAUUUUAAGCAAAAUGCUUCAAAAGUUUCUCAGAUACCAUCUCCAUGGACAGGCAACGGAAAGAAUACUCCGUCCCCCGUGUCCCUCAACAAUGUGUCUCCCAUCAACGCCAUGGGGAACUGUAACAAUGGCCCAGUUACCAUCCCCCAGCGUAUCCACCAUAUGGCUGCCAGCCAUGUCAACAUCACCAGCAAUGUGUUGCGAGGCUAUGAGCACUGGGACAUGGCCGACAAGCUGACAAGAGAGAACAAAGAAUUCUUUGGAGAUCUGGAUACACUGAUGGGGCCUCUGACUCAGCACAGCAGUAUGACCAAUCUCGUCCGUUAUGUUCGCCAGGGACUCUGUUGGCUGCGCAUCGACGCCCAUUUGUUGUAAUGGGUGCUCCCUGUCUCCAGCAUCAGCACCCAUCUGCUACCUCUACCAGAGGACCGAUGGUCCCUGGUGGAACUCCAAUAGUUUGGGAAAGUUCUCUUUGGUUAUGUUUCAUAUGCUUCUUUUAAUAAUUCUGGUAAACAGAAGUCAUUGUAAGUGCACACUACAACUUGAGAGCAGUGUAUGUUUUAUUAUUGAAUCAUUUAUCAAUAUUUUGUAUGAGGCGUCUGUCAGACCCCACCAUUGUUUUGUGCUUUACAGAAUGACACACUCCCUACAGUAUUAUUUGAAGCUCAUACUACCCCAAAACAAAGAAUGGGAAGCACUCAGGUUCCUGAGAAAUGAAAUCAUAUCUUUCUAUCUGUCUAUAGAAAACUAGAUUGUUUAUCUUUAUGAACAUAGGCAAGAAGCACCUGCAAAGAUUUAAAUUUUCAAUAUUAGCCAUUCUCCUCAACUAUACUCUUAUGUCCAGAAAAGAAGAUCCUUUGUCAAACAUCUGUGGUUUCCACAGACUCAGUCUUCAGGUGAGAAUGCUCAUUGUCAAAACCCAAAGAUUAGAUGUAGUACUGAUAUCAUAAAGCCCUGAGUAUUAAGAAAAUAAGCAAAUUUAGCAGUGUCAGUCUUAAAAUGAUACUGUAUGGUACUAUGGCACAUAAACAGAGGAUUCUCUCUCUCUCUCUUUCUCUCUCUCUCUCUCUCCUCUCUCCUCUCUCCUCUCUCACUUAGCAUCCCUUUUAUGAUUUCACAAUACUUUUUUUAUUAUUUUUAUGAUAAGAUGGAGUGGCAACACUUACUUUGACACCUUCAAGGCAUCAGUUGCAUGAAAGUUUUGAUCCAUAAAUCCUCACCUGAGAUUCUCUGUGCAAAACUCUCCUUUUGAGGAGCAGCUUAGUAGGUGUGUGCCCUACUGGUUAAAAUAACACUCCAGUUUUAGAGAUAAUACAGUGGAGAAGUCUGGAAAAUGUGAGAGGAAUUCACUCCUCUGCCUCUUUGCAGCUGUUAGGUGGAUUCAUAGCUGGCAGGAUCAUCUUUUAAAUUGUAUUUUGAUUAAAUAUCAGAAAACAACUGCCAAAUCAUAACUAUGGAGAAAAAUUAAUAUAGUUCACUUCCUAGUGGAUUUAAAAUUGGGACUCCUCCAAUUAUUAGCCACAUUUUCUAUUUUGUAGGGUUUCUUUUCCUUCUUUUAUCUUUCUUUUGCUUAUUUUUUGACUCAUUUUAUCUGAGAUAUAAUCCCAGGUUUUAUUCAAGUCUAUAUGAGCAUGAAGCAUUUUCAUGAAAAUUCCAUAGACAACACCAAACUUUUUUAGAAGUAGUGAGCUUCUGAUAACAAUGACAAAAAUGAGUCUUGGCCUAAUGACUCACCCUGAAGUGCUUUGAAAAUGUCCUGAAGAUUGGGACCAGUUUGCCUAAUUUAGAAACACCUCAAAAUCAGUUGUGAUGACCCCCACACCCCUUAUAAUCUUCAAUAUUCAGUUUGAGUCAUAAACACCACAAUGUAAAUAUCAUCUUUGGUGUUCUAGCUCCCCAGAAGUAUCCCCCACUUGCAGAAUUAUCCAUACAUUAAUCCCUUGUAAUUAAUUACCUGCCGGUAUGUAAUUCCAUAUAUCCUUUAAUCUGCUGAGUUAUUAAAUUCUGUUCACUGAGUUAUGACCCUAUAAGUAAUAGAUAUAUGCACAUGAAAGAUGACUUGUAUGUUUUUCAAGCAAGUCAUGCAAGUCUGUGAUAGGGACAGCAAGGGAUCACUCUGCACUCUCAUUGUCAAGGUUAGAUAUAUCCCCAGAUACGAAAGAGCAAGACCUGAGCUCUGCUCUGGUCAUCUUGAGUUUAAGGCCUUUUGUUGUAUAAUAAGGUUGUGGAAAUUGUCCUCCAGUGGCCAAGGCCACGUUGUCAAGAAGGCUGCAAGGGUGUCCCAGCAGCCAAACCCAGCACUUUUUAUGCUCCCACUGGGGUCGAGCUUUACGUUCGCAGUCUCAGCAACAACACUCACAUGCAGACACUCACCUGGACACAUGAAACCUGCAAGAAUCUAUUCUGACCCUCCUAAGUGAAGGUAUUGAUCACAUGAGAAACUCUAAACACCCCAGCUGGGUGUCACAUAUCAAAAAUUAAGCUGUGGCUUUACAGUGACUCAACUCCUCUGUUGUUUCUUUGGCUUACCAGGUAGAAUGCCUGGCUAUUUAUAUAUUGAAGCUCACUGGCUUGACUUACAAGUCAAACCUAGACUGUGAUCCUAGACCAUCAUGAAGUUAGGAGUAGAUUCUUCUUGAAGUUCAUUCUUCAGAAAAUGGACAUUAACAUACUACAUGGCAGUUUCCCAGAGAAACAAGUGUAUUGCCUCAUGCAUGAAAGGCUUGUCGAUCUAGUUUCAGCAAGCCAUUAUAUCUACUUGCCAUACAACAGGGGGCAGCUGAGAAUCCUGCUGCCUAAGUAUAAAUAGCACCUUGAACUGAUCUGACAGCUGAACUUAGAAGCACCACCUGGUUAGUUGGGAGACCCACUGUAUUUAAAGCAGCUUAGAAACUGAGUAAACAUGGAAAAUGGAUGGCCUUCCUAUCCCUGGUGAUGAAACAGCGCUUGGUUUCCGAAUUGAGGGUCUUUGCUGUUUUCUAGGAACUCACUUCAUCACAUUGUCAAUGGUGAUGUGUGGGGUAGGUGUGCAGCUCUUUGGCGGAUUGAGAUAAUUGUGUCUAGUAAAUCUCUUCAGUGUACCAGUUUGUGGGAGGGAUAUAAGACAUGUGGAUGGUAGUGAGAGAUUCUGCCUGGAGACCUUGAUGGAGAUCAGUGAGACAGGUCUCAAUAAGCACAUAUAGGGAGGAGGACCAGCAGAGGAGCGAGCAGCUCCCCUUGAGCAAGUACACAGGAUCUCAGCCCUGCAGGGAGUUGGGCAGGGCCACCACUAUGCCUUCAUUUGUCACCCAAGCUCCAGCCACAGAGAGUUAAACAAGUUUGUGUUAUGAUGUUGACUUGGCUUUGUAUUUUUAAUUAACUUUGGACUUUUUAGUGGUUUUGUCAUAUUACUGUCUGAGUUUGGUAGGUAGGAUUAAUUUGAAAAAGAGUAUACUAGUGUGGUCCUCAGGGUAGAAUUUAGCUGUAAGCAUGUUGUUAGCCAGCCUGUAGACUGUUAAUUACUUAAUAAUCUCAUUGGGAAAAUACUAGUAGUUUUAUAUUUGGAUGACAUAAUUGGAAAAGCAGAUUAGCUGCUGCUAACUUUUAAAAGACUUGAGGUUGGGAUGCUUUUAUCAUCCCCAGGCAAUGACUUAAAAAAAAAAAAAGAUUAAGAUCUUCACUCAGUUCGCUGAAUUGCUAAAUUAGAAACCAUUGGCUAAGAUGUGUUUUGUUGAGUUUCCAAAUGGAUGGCUUUUCAUUUGGACCUAACAUCACUAAACACAUUGGAUUGGGUCUGCUCUGGAAAGACAACUUGUUCUGCUGUGUCUUUCCCCAAAGCUCUGUAAUGCAGAUUUUGUUCCGUUUGAAUUUGUAGCCCGGAGGUUGAAGUUGGAGUAGGAAGUCUGAAAGAAUUUAUGAAGGCAGAAUUGUUUAAGCUGUGAGGGAGAUGCCCUCACUUGCUUCUCAACAGACAUGAUAAAAUUCACCUGCGUAAGCUAGCAGGUGGGAGAACCAAACUGGAUCCCUGGGUAGGAUUACUCAGUAAGGAAGCGCACUGCUUGCUUAGAGAAGCAUCCGCUAUCCCCAUUGAGAAAAGGUGUGGCGAGACAGUGUUGCCACACAGCAUCAAAUGAAUGGGUUGAUUCAGUGCCCCUCCCCAAUUCCAUUCUGUGGGGUGAAACUGUUGAGCCAGUUGCCACUGUGCUGUUAAGUGACUGGCAGAUUGAAUUCUUUGUCGUCGUUCUUGUUGAUGUUGUUGUUGUUUCUCAUCUCCAGUUGCACAGCCUUAUUCUCAUGAUUAAACUCUACUUCAUUUUCUCUUCGAUGUUAGCAAACUCCAACUACCGAAAUGGCAUCUGUGUAUUGAUAAUCAGCAUUUACCCUGGCAGGAGGCUAAUCAAAUAGGCUGGUCUCAGACAUUAAUCCUAAGUAUCUGAUAUUUUCUGGGAAAUAAAAUGUAUUCAUUCCCUUUCCAUUCUCCUCCUCACAAAUCUAGAAGCCCUCUUUACCAAGCACAUCACCUUUUCCUCUGUGAUCCAUUGACUACAAGAAAAUCGCAUUGUGGGGAGGGAUAAGGGGAGGGUGGGGUGGGGGGUGGAGGGGAGGGAAGUCCUUCCAGGCCAGGCUGCAGUUCUUGCCCCUUUCUGCUUCUGACAUGAGAUGUUAACAAAUCAUUCAUAAGGCUCACAUUGCGUUAGGGGACAUGGAACUGCUUUUCCAAUCCAUGAUCAACCAUUGCUCUUCUAAGAGACUGGAGCUUUGCUGUUUCAUUACCUGUGCAGUGUAGACUAAUGGUGUUUAAUAAAAAUCAUUCAAAAUUUCAAA